UUCACAAAGUGUACAGGAAACGGUCAUAUUGCUGUCUCGGCAUAUUCAGUCAGUCGGUUAUCGAGGGUCAAGCUGUCGAGUGUAAGCGAGCGGAAUAAGUAUGAGCGAAUCGUCUAAAAAUAGCUCUUCCUCGAUUAUAAAAAAACGCAAAAUCAGUAAAAAUAAUGCGGAAGAUUCAGCUGCGCCCUCUUCAAGCUCCCAAAGUGUUUCAUCCAAUAUUUUAGUCCUGAACAACGAUUGCUUAGAAAGAAUAUUCUCACUUCUGAGCUUAAAAGAUCAGUUGAAUUUUUCACGUUCCAAUCACGAAAUAGAAUGCAUGUUCAGGAACUACGCACAACGGAAGUACAAACACAUCACUAAAGACAUCCCCGACAGCCUUAAGGAAUCUGAUCUGGAAUAUCUAGUGGAACAAGUCAACGAGCAUUUAAUCAGCUUUGAGUCAUAUCGGUAUUCCUCCUUCAUACCCGAGAAGCUGUUGCGGUUACUAGGAAAGCACUGCCCUAUGCUGCGGCGCCUCACGAUGGCUUUCACGCAAGACCGAUGGGAGGACUUGAACCAAUUGAAGAAUUUAAACACUCUUCAUGCCUUUUUCGAGUUUAGUAGCAAUGAUGUCUACGAGAAGUUCUUCUUAAAUCUAUCAAAGAGUCUCCCGUGCCUCAGGAAACUAGUCUUGGAAGCUCCCCGCUACAAUGGGAAAGGACUCCACGUUCUAGAGAAACUACAGCAUCUAGAGAUAGAUGACUUUUCCCAAAUAAAUGACAAAUACCUGAUCGAUUGCUGCAAGAAGAUGAAAAAUCUGAAAUUUCUUAAAAUUGGAUUGGUGGCCGAAAACAUGAGCAACAAAACCUUCCCCGCGAUUGUCGCGAACUGCCGGAACUUGGAAUCGCUUGCGUUCAUCGACAACGAACUUCUCGAUAAUGAGGCAUACGAAAGGGUUUGUGAGCUCCCCCGCCUGAAGCACAUAAUGAUAGCCGGUCCGCGUCUUCGAAGACCGGGUAUCAUCAAGGGACUUGUACGUAAGACUGGCACACCUCUAGAGAGCCUUAUUCUGUUGGAUUCGAAUCUGUGUAAGGAGCAGAUAGAGCAGAUCUGUUAUAUUACUUCCCUAAAGGAACUCUGGGUAGGCAGCGAAGACGAUGAUUUCAGUGUGGAAGGUUUCAUGAAGCUAAAAUUUCUUGAACACCUACAUCUGGGUAUGGAAGGCAUUACUAAUAAGGACUUGUUGGAACUGCUUCUCGGAUGCCCACGCCUACGGGUCUUGAAUGUGUUAGAUCUUUGCCCAAAUAUUAAUUCCGAUUUACUUUCUUUACUAAAUCGUUCUUCGAAGAAGCUUAAGGAAACCAAUCGUGGCGAAAUUUUAAUAUAUUUACAUGACUCUUCUGUGGAUUGGGAAGGAAACUUCAGCUUUAAACUCGACAACAUUCAAAUCAUAAAAGGCUCUCUACAUGAAGAUCCUAUUUUAUUGCAAAAGGAGUUCCAUAUUCCAUUAAAAUUAUUCAGACAUUAUAGCUUUUAAAAUCAAUCAGGAUUAGUUCAUUCAUACCUGCAGCCAGCCCAACUCACAAUGAAAUAUUUAAAAAGUAUAAACAAACAUUUAAUUACGCAUUAAACUCAUGGGUUUUUUUUAUGCCAAGACCUUAGAAACCCCCCAGACACUACCCAAAAGCAAGACACAAGCUCUUGGCAUAGAAAAUUCAAUUCAAUUCAAGGGACCGGGACCGGGACCAGGCCAUGGCAGAAACGGAAACUUGAAAGACCAACUGCCGGCCGAGGAUGCAGGAUGAGGAGCCGGAGACCCUUGGAGAAAAGCAACAACCCAGAAACUAUAGCCCAACACUUUUCAAAAAUUAAAUAUCUUAAAAAUAAUGUUAGAAAAAUGCGCCAAAUAAAUAAUUUUUGUA
This is a messenger RNA of Drosophila bipectinata, 1901 nucleotides long. The record is from RefSeq and is a predicted model, not a curated record. Lineage: Eukaryota; Metazoa; Arthropoda; Insecta; Diptera; Drosophilidae.